AUUACAACUGAAACUGCUCUCACAAUUCAAUUUUCGCAAAAGGGUUCGUGUACGUACUGGAACCCAUUUAAUCUAGCGCUUGCGUGUGAUACAAUCAGUCAAAAAUGGCGGGCAAUGAUGAGCUGCACAUCGUUUUCAACUUCUUUGAGAAGGUCUCCAAACCUCCCGAACAUGACUCGCAUGAAGACGGCAUGAAGUUCAUCUAUGAAUGGGUCAGGAAACAGCCGAGUUUUGUUCUUGGUCAGAUUCACAAGAACCUGGAUCAAUCGAGUGGAUCAUACAAGUACGUGAACUAUGUUGGAUUCAACAAUGGAGACUUUCAUGCAUUUCGACAAGGACCACCCCCUCCUGAAUGGAUUGAAGUCGGCACGAAAGGCCUCGGUGGAAGAGAACUACGAGUUUGCUACCCAGGAGGUUACGCAGAAGUGGCGACCACAUCUGUUGAGCCCAUGUGUACCACGCGAGCUAAGGAUCAAGAAAAGUCUUACUAUCUCCUUGUCAAUUAUAAGGACUCUGACAUAGAUGAGGCGAGUUACAGCGCUUUCGAAGCGGAGUGGAAGGUUAAGACUGGAGCUGAUAUAGUAAGUGAUGCAUUCCCGGCCGAUAUCAAGAGGGGCGACAUCGCUUUGUAUAAAAGACGUCGACCCGGAAGAACUCCUUUCGUUUAUGUCCUCCGCGUCGAAAUACUUCCGGGGGCAUCUACUGAGAAUGUUCUCCAGCUCCUGCCGAUCCUGCGGGAGAAACUCACGGCUGGAGGGAUCCCGUUCAGCGACGUUGGUGCCUACAGUAUUUGCUACCUUUGUGACCCAGUCAAAUGUUAAGCCUGCACCAGGAGCCUGUAGGUCAUUCACUUUCGUAAAUCACCACGUCCAACUUUUAAUGUAAUCCUUGUUUACAUAUCAUUCAAAAAUACUUAUUAUACUGUCUCUUCUUACGAAAGGUAUAGCAUAUCACAUGAAAUGUCAAUUUACAUUUCAUUCGUUGAAAUCUAUUCACCCCUCUUUUAGUUCUUAUCUUGACAUUGGAUAUUUUAAUAGCAUAUUCUCCCGAUAUGUCCAAUCCUAAAAUGAUUGUAUUGAUAACUUUUUCGUCAAAACGAAAUACCAAUCAGCGGGGUGUAGAGAGUGAGAGUUAAAUCCUUUUACAAACAUAACGCAAGUCUGAAGGAGAGCAGUAACCUUCUCCAUGUUGGCCAUUUCCAAUGGAAAUAAAUCUGAAUCUGAAUCUGAAAUAAUAUGGCCCAACACCCCAACUGGGUCAUGUUGUAUACAAUUUACCUCCCGAUGGUACCUUUGCCACCAAUAUUAACCACCCUGCGUUACGUGAAAACGUGUCCCUCGCCUGUUUCAUAGACGUUGGCUAUGUUGCAGUGGAAAACACUCCGUCCCGCUAUGCACUGUUGAUCAAGGAGCUCUCUUAUGUUAUGAGACUUUAAGAGUACUGGUAAUUGAGAGAAUAAUGAUGAUUAGAAGAAAAAAACACCUGGAUGUUUUAAAGAUGGCUUCAGUAUGCCAGCUCGUAGAUACAGGCCAGAUAAAGGAAAUUUGUACCAGAAUUCUAAACCCAUGGAGACAUGAUACUGGAUUCGCGCUCAUUAAAGUUAUGUAAUCAUUAUUUAUAUAUUUGCCGACGGUACAUUUUUGAUACACAGGUGAAAUAUUCUUCUCAAGAGGGCAUACAAAGGGUAUUUGUGAAGCACAUCCAUGAUUUUGGCAGAGAUUAUCCUAAAUUGGACGAAGUGGGACGUCUCCAUGUUUAACAGAUCUGGGAUUAUUUGGGGGUCAUGUACUAUUAUAAAAGCUAACUAUGAACUGGUCCGUUAACAAAUAUGUCGUAUACAAUAGGAUUAAGUUUAUCUCCAAAUCGAUGUUGCAAUUGAGAGAAUGGAAAUUAGAAUAAUUGUUUUUUCUCUACAACUUAUUUUGUAAUGGAUAUAGCCUGUUUUGUAACCAAUUCCUUAAUUUAUACUGGUAUUUACCUCGCACGGUGUGAUUUAUUGUCGUAGAAAUGCAGAAAACAAUAAAACAUAAGUACUGAAAUAACUAUGGA
Molecule: messenger RNA, 2049 nt
Organism: Strongylocentrotus purpuratus (purple sea urchin)
Lineage: Eukaryota; Metazoa; Echinodermata; Echinoidea; Camarodonta; Strongylocentrotidae
Exons: 4
Coding region: 105-821 (238 amino acids)
Source: RefSeq, a predicted model, not a curated record